AGAGAGAGAUUAUUUACUGGCCAGGCUAAUAAUGAUGAAGGCUGUUGAAAAAGAACUCUGCAAAUACUUUUCUUCCAUCUAAAGCUUCUCUCUUUUUUUUUUAUCUUUUCUGUAGAGAGAGAGAGAGAGAGAGAUGGGCCCAUAUGAAAAUCUCUUUCUUUUUUUUCCAACUGUGUAGCUUACUUUUUUUUAUCUCCUCUCCUGUGAAGGGAGCUUAAUGCCACAUGACGUUCGCUGGGUUGUAAAAGUUCGAAUAAAGCGUCCACCUCUCUCACACACUUUUUCUUUGCCGUUGCCCAAUAGAGAGAGAUUCCUCUCUCCAUGAAAACUAAUGCUUUUGUCGGUUCGUCGAUAGAUAAGACACUCACUUUUAAUAUUUUCUCUUUGUUUUGUCAAAAUAUGCCCACUAAUUAAAAAAAAGAGAGGAAAAUAUCUCUCUUUUUAUUUGAAUGUUGAACAGUAUUAUUAUAAAGUUUUCAUUUUCGUUUUGUUGAACCAACUUCCCCAAAAUUGAAUACUAUCUUUUGUUUUUGGUUGUUGAUCAGCUCUGGAAAAUUAAAAAGCUUACAUUUUCUGAUUCAUUCAUCAAAGCUUUCCCCCCUUUGUAUGAUUAAGGAAGGUUGGUUUCUUUCUUGACCAAAAGUUGUCAGAUCAACAAUGUGGUUGGAUGGAGAUUAAAGCGUCAAGAUACGCCAGCUCUCUCUCUCUAUCUCUCUCUGUCUUGUGAAGUUUUAUAAGCUUUGAGAAAACUGAUCAUUUGCUUUAGUGUUUUAACCUUUUUGACGUCUUCUCUCUCGCCUUGCCUUGAAAGAUAAUCCCAAAUUCUUUCUUCUCUUCUUGUGUGUGUGUGUUUCUACCGUCUUAUCCGGCGAUCAAAGCCUGGUUCAGGCCAUCGUGCUACCCUGACUGAAUCUUAGCAUCAAAUAAACGUUUUGGAGCUAGUUUGAGAUUUACUUCCGCUUUGCAACUUGCAACAUUUUUUUUUUGGUUUAUGGCUGUUAGCCCUUCAGAGAAGUUUGGAAUCCAAGGAGUUCACAAGAAUCUAAGCUUAUCCUAAGGUACAUCAUUACAGAAAGAUUAAGAAAAAAAGAGCAUUAGAAAGAAAAGAAAACUGAAUAAACCAUAAGAAAGCCAUGGCCAAGAAAACUAGACGGCGUGCAGAUGGUGGACAGGAGAGGGAUCAUUUAGGCUGCAUGUGGGGAUUUAUGAAUAUGUUUACUUUCCGACAUGGACCACUUUCUCACAAGCUACUUUUGGAACCAAAGCAUGCUAUGUUAAUUGUUCCAUCAGCUGACAAGGAUGCUCAAGAAACCCAUGUUGGUGAAGAAGGCAAUGUCACGAUUACGAUUAUAAAGCCAAGUGUGAAGAAACUCAUAGCAGAAGAGUUGUUCAAUGAUAAGAAGCAGAGGGAGAAUGCUGAAGCAGGACAGUUGUCAGACUCUGAACUCGAAGGAAGAAGAAGGAAACACCAUAGGAGAAAAAACAAGACACGCAAGAACAGUUGCGGCAACUUUAGCCAUACUUUAAACACAGCUGAAAGUGAAGCGCCUAAAGUUAACCGCAGAACUAAGAAGGGCUCUGAAAGGAGUCUUGACAUUGAUAAUAUGGUUGAAGAGUUAUGUACCGAGAUACAUCGCAGAAGUAGUACAAGCCGUGGGAAGAAUGAGAUGUUGAACCACAAACAAGGCCAAGAUUAUAAAGAAAAAGUGAGGGAGUUGGUCAAAUUUUUAAUCAGUCAGAAGCUUUUACAUGGAGAAAAUAGUGAAAUCCUUACAUCCAAGGACUUGAUGGAAGUGUUUCAGAUUCUUGGGUCUGAUGAGGAUCUGUUUCUCAAACUUCUGCAAGAUCCAGAGAUACUUGUGCCACACAGUCAGAAAGGAGAAGAAAGCUUGAGCUUGUUUGAGAGAAGAGGACAAUCUUCUCUUGCUGAUAAGAGAUGGUUCAGGAGGAAGAAGGAUACACCACAACAAGAAGUGACUGAUGAUGACAAAGAAUGCGAAGACCGUAUUUUCAUUCUGAAGCCAAGAUCAGCAAGCUUUUCAAGUUUGUCACCUGAUUCUCAUUUGUUGAGAAACAAAACACACAAGGAGAGAAACAGUUCACAUUUCUUUCUUUCUGAGAUCAAGAGGAAGCUGAAACAAGCAAUCAGAAAGGAGGGGGAAGGGUUUCCAAAGAAUGUGCCAACUAAAGAUCAUUUCUUUCUCGAGCGGAUGGCAAAGCCUUCAACAAAAUCUCAUAAAGAGGAUGAUGAUGAUAAAAAGCAAAGGGUGGUAUCUAACAUUUAUAUAGAGGCCAAGAAACAUCUGUCUGAGAUGUUAAACAAUGGAGAUGUAGUAGAUUCAAACUCAGCUAGCAGACAGUUUCAAAACAGCAGCCUGGGAACCAUUCUCUCCCUUCCUGAGUACUUGUCUCCUCUAAGCAGCCCAUGGGAAAAGAGCUCACCUUCACACAGGAAGUCUGCUUCAGCUGAUUUCAUAAACGCUGUGCACAUCAGCAAGAGAGAAACUCAUGUGAGCCAACCAAACCAUGCACUGAACAAUGAUCAUCUUCCGGUCUGCAAUCUAAGCAAAGAAGAACCAACUGAAAGUGUUGAUAAAAUCUCUGCUGCAGAUAGUGUUAUGAUGAUCAAUGAGAUAGAUAUAGUUCCAGAGGAAGCAAGCUCUACUUUGGUUGUUGACUUACCCAAAGCUGAAGCUCAUGAUGAACAGAGAGAGGGUAUUAUCUCAAAACAGGCCUUUCAUGAAGAGAGACAACCACCACUGUCUUCCUCUGUGGCCUCGCCAUCUCACUGUUUACCUAAAAGUGAAGAGUGCAAAUCAGCUGCUCAUGAUGUUCCUGAAUGGUCAAGCCCAAUAUCAGUUCUUGAGCCACUCUUCAUUGAAGAUGAUAUAAGCCCACCAAAAAUGCGAUCUCAGCCUGAUGAAGCACAAGUGCAACCAUGGUGUAUCCACUUUGAUGAUAAAGAAGAUUCUGCAGAGGAUUCUGUCAAAACCAUUAUCACAAGUGACAAAGAACUGGUGUUUAAGUAUGUAAGAGAUGUCUUGGACGCUGUUGUCUCAGAUUUUGAAGAGCUCUAUCUGAAGGCGCAAUUCUCUGACCAGCUUCUUGAACCGUCACUGAUCAGCAACAUACCGUUCUGUCCAAACCAGCUUUGUCAUGACCAUGAGCUCCUCUUUGACUGCAUCAACGAAGUGAUCAUGGAGCUCUGCUGUUGCCCUCCAUGGGCUUCGUUUGUUGCACCAAGAACCCGAGUCUUCUCUACCGUCAAAAGCAUCAUUCACGAGGUUCAAGAAGCGGUCUACUGGCAUCUCUUGCCAUUGCCACUCCCUCACGCGUUGGAUCAAAUAGUUAGGAAAGAUAUGGCUAAAUCUGGAAACUGGUUAGACAUCAGACGUGACAUUGACUGCAUUGGACUUAAAACUAGUGAGCUGAUUCUCGAGGAGUUAAUUGAAGAGCUCAUCACUGUAAACUGCCUCAACAACAGUGAGCACUCUCUCGUUCCAGCUGAGUUGAAGACUGAUGAGAGCAUGAUCCCUGUUUUAUAAAAGGUCAUGAAAAGUGAAAAGCUCUCUACAUAAAGACAAAGCCAUUGAAUUGAUUGUUGAGAGCACACAAGCUCUGAACAUAGCCUCACUCUCACCAUUAUUAACUUUCAUUAGCUCAGAACACAAUGUAGAUACUUUGUAUUACUUAAUAAUUCUCAGAGAGCUGCUACUUCUGAGAGAGAGAAGAGAUUCUUUUAAGAUCAGCCCGGAAUGUGUUUGUGGUGGGGGCCAUUAUAGAAUCACUUUCAAAGUCUCUUCUUUUAGAAUAUAUUUAGUUACUUGUAAUUUGAGUACUGUGUGUUUGUAUGUUGAGAUGCAGAUAGAUGUGGUAGUGUUUCGGUUUCAUUGAUU
Molecule: messenger RNA, 3896 nt
Organism: Raphanus sativus (radish)
Lineage: Eukaryota; Viridiplantae; Streptophyta; Magnoliopsida; Brassicales; Brassicaceae
Exons: 7
Coding region: 1134-3545 (803 amino acids)
Source: RefSeq, a predicted model, not a curated record